AUUCUAUCGAUAUGUUUAAAAUAUAAAAUUAUGUAGCCCAGUGCAAACAUAUCGAUUGCCGAUCCAAGCGAUAGGGAUGGAAGCUUGUAAGUGUUCUAGGUCGACGUUGCAGAUUUUUGGAAAGAAGCAGAGCACGUAAUGUCUAUUUAUUUGUUAUGUUUGACAACAAAUGGCGGCUUACCGGUGUUUACUCGCAAGAAGGGGGAGUGUGAAAAUUUGCCCUUCUCCACGGUGGCUUCGCUCAACGGCUUUCAUAUGUUCUUCAAGUCGCUGGGAAUUCAACUGGAGGCCACCACGACCAGCAAGCAGCCCGUACAGUAUCAGAGCUCGGCGGACGCAGAGGAGUGGACCUAUAUCUGGCGGGAUCAGAAUGCCAUCACCUUGAUUGUCUGCGCCUGUGGCUUGGGAUCGGUGCAGUUGCUCCAGACGCUUGCGGAUCUUGUUUUUGGGGCAAUUGCCAUGUUCAUCACUCGUACUGCCGAGAUGGCGCACGCCACGCUGCUAGAGCGGCUGAAGAAGGAUGCCAAGAAGUAUGUGCCCAUUGUGGACGCCAUUCUGGAGGCAGCCUGCGCGGGUACACAACUUCUGGGCUACACCGACUGUCUGCUGGCUUCGGAGAAUGGCCAGCUGCUGCAGUGCCUCAAUGAGUUCAGUGGGCAUUGCGGCUCGUUGUUCUGCUGCCUGGUAGUGGGCCAUCGGAUCGCCGUGGCCACUGAGGGGUGGUGGGACCUAGACACUAGGGAUCGGGAGCUCCUGCUAUUCCUGCUCAACUCGUCAAGCACCCUGCAGCACGAUGUGCCCGUCUACUUGCCCGUAAAGAGCCCCAAUAUAGCCUAUCGAUUUGUCAGCAUUCCUGUGGCGCCAAAUACCGCCUUGUGUGUGCUGUGCGGAGCCGAGAAUGCCUCGUUUCGCGAGUUGCAUGCCCAUGCGAUGAGUGCUUACCGAAAUGAGGGUAAUCUUCUGGCCGCCGCGGAGCGCUGCAUGCCACGCAGUUUGCCAGAGCACCUGGACAUUGAUGGCAAUGUACUGGCCAUCAUCCUGCUAAACCGACAUUCUCGUAAGAGUUUGUUUACCAGGAAUCUCAAUCAGUCUGCGAGUGUCAAACGUAUCAUUGCCGGCGAUCUGCAACGCCUCGACAUACUCAAGAAGUUCUUCGACCAGACCAUGGAUGCAGUGCAUCAAUUCGAGUCGGAGACAUCGUCGGGAAAUAAAACGAUGCUGUUGGAUCAGUACAGUUGCUCGGACUAUCACAAGUGCUACGCCCAUGCGGAUGAUCUGGGCAACGUCCUAUUUCUACUCUUCGUGGCAGCCGUGCCCACACAUGCAAUGAGAUUUUUGGCGCAACGCAUCCAUGGAAACAUAUUGCAGGAGAAGUCUGUUUGCUGGUGAAAGCAUACUUAACA
Molecule: messenger RNA, 1403 nt
Organism: Drosophila serrata
Lineage: Eukaryota; Metazoa; Arthropoda; Insecta; Diptera; Drosophilidae
Gene: fy
Product: fuzzy planar cell polarity protein-like protein
Biological process (GO): non-motile cilium assembly; vesicle-mediated transport
Source: RefSeq, a predicted model, not a curated record